This is a messenger RNA of Dipodomys ordii (Ord's kangaroo rat), 2108 nucleotides long. RefSeq names its product transmembrane protein 115 (gene Tmem115). The transcript has 2 exons. NCBI's taxonomy places the organism in Eukaryota, Metazoa, Chordata, Mammalia, Rodentia, Heteromyidae. The record is from RefSeq and is a predicted model, not a curated record. Gene Ontology annotation, cellular component: Golgi apparatus; membrane. Gene Ontology annotation, biological process: retrograde vesicle-mediated transport, Golgi to endoplasmic reticulum. The coding region runs from base 454 to 1509 and encodes 351 amino acids.
GCGCAAGCGCAGCGCCCCUGUUUGUCGGCCCCCGAGGAGGGAGGAGGUGCCGUGGAAGCCAAGACCAAGGCCGAGCCGGAGCUAACCCGACUUAACACGGGCCUGAACGGACAGAGCGGUCCUGGAGUGGAUUCUGGAGGCCUCGUAUUGAGUUCAAUGCUAGCCCGGCCGCAGGGCCUACGGAGCGGACCGGCCGACGUACUGAAGCCUCCCAGGGCCUUCGCUCGGGUCCCCGGCACGGGACCUAGGCUCCGGCCCGGCGAAAAGGCCCGGCUGUUCCCCUGAGGACCGCAGUCCGACUCCACCGGAACCGGAGCCGUCAGCGGGGCCGUAGUAGGCCAGUGUGACCAGGCCGAGGCCGGGCCUCCCGUCGGGGCCGACAGGGACGAGGCCCCGGGGAGGCCCCUAGCCCCACCUCUCUCACCUUCCUCCAGGCCCACGCCAGCCAGGAAGAUGCAUCGCGCCCUCCCGGGCGCCCGCCAACACUUGGGGGCCGUGUUGGCCAGUGCCAGCGUGGUGGUGAAGGCGCUGUGCGCGGCCGUUCUAUUCUUGUAUCUGCUCUCCUUCGCCGUGAACACGGACUGCCUAGCAGUUACCCCAGGCUACCUCUUUCCUCCCAACUUCUGGAUCUGGACCCUGGCCACCCAUGGGCUGAUGGAGCAGCACGUGUGGGACGUGGCCAUUAGCCUGGCCACGGUGGUGGCGGCCGGCCGUUUGCUGGAACCCCUCUGGGGGGCCUUGGAGCUGCUUAUCUUCUUCUCGGUGGUGAAUGUGUCCGUGGGGUUACUGGGGGCCUUCGCCUACCUUCUCACCUACAUGGCUUCCUUCAAUUUGGUCUACCUGUUCACCAUCCGUAUCCACGGUGCCCUGGGCUUUCUAGGUGGGGUCCUGGUGGCUCUCAAGCAAACCAUGGGGGACUGUGUGGUCUUGCGAGUGCCGCAGGUGCGGGUCAGUGUCGUCCCCAUGCUGUUGCUGGCGCUGCUGUUACUGCUGCGACUGGCCACUGUGCUCCAGAGCCCCGCACUAGCUUCCUACGGUUUUGGGCUGCUUUCCAGUUGGGUGUAUCUUCGCUUCUACCAGCGCCAUAGCCGGGGCCGAGGGGACAUGGCUGACCAUUUUGCUUUUGCCACUUUCUUCCCCGAGAUCCUACAGCCCGUGGUGGGGCUGCUGGCGAACUUGGUCCAUGGCCUCCUAGUGAAGGUCAAGAUAUGCCAGAAGACAGUCAAACGCUAUGAUGUGGGAGCCCCAUCCUCCAUCACCAUCAGCCUCCCAGGCACAGACCCUCAAGAUGCUGAGCGGAGAAGGCAGCUGGCUCUGAAGGCUCUCAAUGAGCGGCUGAAGAGAGUGGAAGACCAGUCUGUCUGGCCCAGUAUGGAUGACGAUGAAGAGGAUUCUGGGGCCAAAGUAGAAAGCCCCCUGCCCUCAGAAAAAGCCUCCACACCCCCAGGGAAGGGGACUGCCCCCGAAUCCAGUCUUAUCACCUUCGAGGCAGCUCCCCCAAAGCUGUAACUCCAGAUCACCUUGAGUAUAAGACCUCCGCUCCCAGAUCCCUUGAUGCCUCUCAGCUACUCCAGGGCUCUGACUGCUCUGCGAGGGAGGAAGGCCUGCCGGGGGCUUCCACAGCCUUCUCCCGUGUGUCUCGCCAACACUACCCAGGACCCAUGCUUCCUGGUUCCAACUCCAGACAACCACUAUGCCAGGCCUGGGACCUCUGGAGGCAUCAGCCAGACCAGGCCCCCACAUGAGGUAAGAUUGUACCUCAGCAGGAAGCCCCAAGUAAAUGGCUGCAGGGACACUGGUGCCACAGCUCCUGAGCUGGUCCUCAUAUUUGAAACUGGUUGCCAAGAGCCCUGAGCCAAGGCAAGGAUCUGCAUUUGCCAAAAAAUGUUCUGAGGGCCCCGCCAGUGCAGGAGACAGCGCAGGGCUAGACAUCCCUGCCCUCCCCCAGAAAGACUGUUCAUGUCAGGAUUUCUUGUUUCCCUCUGCUGUGGCAGUGACUGAUUCCAGGCCAGGACAACCACAGCCUCCGGGUAUUUUCUACAGGACCACUUGAGUGGGCAGCUCUGCCCGGCCUCAUAAUAUCAAUAAAGCAGUUCUUUGAGGUAUGA